Molecule: messenger RNA, 2626 nt
Organism: Paramisgurnus dabryanus
Lineage: Eukaryota; Metazoa; Chordata; Actinopteri; Cypriniformes; Cobitidae
Source: RefSeq, a predicted model, not a curated record
UCGUCAGAAGAACGUGUGUAAGGACGCUAUUGUUUUAAAGUUUUUAUUGUUUGCUUUGUUAUAAAGUCUAUUUAGUAUUGCGUUUGUUAUUUGGAUCUGUUCUGCGAGCUGUUGAAGAAAAUGAGCUAUGUGACUUUCUUCUGUUUGCUCUUGUGGAGCCUGUCUGGUGUUUUUUGUGAUAAUGAGUCUGUGUCAGUGAUGGAGGGACAUCCUGUCACUUUAUCUGUCAAUCUCACUGAAACACAGAAAGAGGAGGGAAUCUCCUGGAAGUUUGGACCUACAGGAGUUCUUAUAGCUGGAAUCAUGAGAGAAGACAAUAAUGUCAGGUUAUUUGAUGAUAAACCUGAUGGGAGAUUCAAAAACAGACUGAAGUUAAACAAUCACACUGGAUCUCUGACCAUCACAAACACCAACAUCACACACACUGGACUUUAUCAACUAAUCAACACCAAGACAAACAACAAACUCAAAACAUUUAACAUUAUCGUCUAUGCUCGUCUGCCCGUUCCUGUCAUCAGCAGAGUUUCUUCUCAAUGUUCUUCAUCAUCAUCAUCAUCAAACUGUUCAUUGUUGUGUUCAGUGUUGAAUGUGAGAGAUGUGAGUCUGUCCUGGUACAAAGGAAACAGUUUAUUGUCCAGCAUCAGUGUGUCUGAUCUCAACAUCAGACUCUCUCUACCUCUGGAGGUGGAUUAUCAGGAUAACAACACUUAUAGCUGUGUGGUGAACAAUCCCAUUGGCAAUCAGACUCAAUAUCUAAACAUUAAUGAUGUCUGUCAGUCGUGUUCAGACUUCUGCCAUUGUGGUUUUACUGAAGCUGUGAUCCGAUUGGUCGUCUCUGCUCUGGUGGGUGCGGCUACUGUUGCUGUUCUGGUUUUUGACAUCAGAACCAGAAGAGAUGAAGAGAAGAGGAUGAGAUCAGACAUACUGUAUGGUUAAAUAAUGGAUGAAUCUUAUAUAUGCCUUUAUUUUCAGCUUUUAUUCUGUAUUCAUACAUUACAUUUAUUAAAUAGAUGAUAAGGCAGUCAGUGCAGGAUUUGUUAUAGUUUAGCAGCUCCAUCUAGUGUUUAAACAUUGAAAACACACUGAUAACUAUUUCUUAUAGCUAUCUAUACUCAUAUGUCAACACAUCAUUUCAAUUCAAUAAACCAUCAUGCUCAUUUUUGUGUCUGGAUUAAUUCAUUUAUUUGGAAAAAACAUGCAUUUGAUACAAACAAUGACCUGAGAACAGCACUUCAGUUUACUGUGUGUACAAAUGCAUCAUGCAAACUGUGCAUAUUUUAUAUUUGUGUAAUAUGUGUAAACAGAGCUAAAUGUCGUAGCAACUUUAACUCAAAUCACUUAAUAAAUAAAUGUCUGUAUUUGACUGAUAUUAAAGGGUUUCUGUGUAAUGUCCAUUAUAUGAUUUCUAAAUAUUUCAAUGAAAUGCAGAGUUUGGCAUGUAUUCAUUAAUACUCAAUUCAGAUACACUAACACAUUUAUAAAUAUCCUGGAGGUCUAUGCAGUAUUUAUAUAACAAUAUACACUAUGAAUACUAAAGUCCCUUUUCACAAACAAUAUAAUCCCAACAUUUAUAUAAUGUAAAAUGCAUGUGACUUUCAAUAUGAAAAUUAUGUUCACUAAACAAAAUACAGAUUAAAGCAGCAAUUUUGGCCUCUCUAUCGCCAUCUCUGAUUGAACUAUGAAAUUGCAGCUAUUCAAGUAAUUUUCUGUGUGCUUAGCUGUUUCCAUAACCACUCACUCGUUCACUCAUUCACUACUCCCUAUAUAGCACAUGAUAAUUAAGGCUACUAUUUGGGGAAAAGGCAAAUGAAAAUGAGUAAGUGAUUUCGGUCACUGACGUAAAUACGCAUCAGAUAGCUGUCGCAGAGAUGUCGCAUUUGCUUUUUCACCAAAUAGUGGACUCAAUUGUCAUUUGCUAUAUAGGGAAUAGUGAAUGAGUGAACAAGGGAGCAGUUUCGGACAAAGCUCUAGUGAUGGAAAUUGAUUAUUUCAAGAGAUUUGUUUGUUUUCAGUUCAUUCAUCAAAAUGAAGUAUAUGUAUACUACAUAUAUUAGCCUGCAGGGGGGCAAAAAAGAGUGUGUAAUGUGAUCAUAUAAAGUCAACGAUUGUACUGCAUUAUUAUUUACUUGUUACAAAAAACAGAUUAAACAAAUGAUGACAAAUUAAAUGUGUAAUUUACUUGUUAAAUAAAUAAAAUAAGGUUCCGAUGACCAAAACAUAAGGUUUUAAGAAUAAUGAAACCCAUUUAUUUAAAGGCAAACACCACCGUUUUUCAAUAUUUUACUAUGUUCUUACCCCAACUUAGACUAAUUAAUACAUAACUAUCUUUUGUACAGCGCCUCAUGAAUGUGUUAGCAUUUAGCCUAGCCACAUUCAUUCCUAUUCAAUCUUUUAAAAACAUUUUUUGUUAAAAUGAUGAUAAUUUACAAAAACAAAAAAAAAAACUCACACCAGUUCACUAAGCUACAGGAUUUAAAAUGUUCCUCUGUCAGACUCACUAACAUUUCGCAUGCAUACAUGAAUACACAUCAUACAACACAUGAAUUGAAUGAUUUGAUUAUGCUGGCAAAUGAAUGAAAGGGUUAAAUGCUUCUGUUUCUUUUUCUCUGGUGAGGUCAGCAUUACA